Spirodela intermedia is the source of this 540-nucleotide messenger RNA. The record is from the annotation of a GenBank genome assembly. NCBI's taxonomy places the organism in Eukaryota, Viridiplantae, Streptophyta, Magnoliopsida, Alismatales, Araceae.
AUGUGCACCGCCGUUAUCCCCUCCGGGGUCCCCCGACAGUGCCCGCUGGCCAGAUCCCUUAGCUGUCAAUGGGCACGUCCCAAUUUCUUAUUCUCCACCAACUACACGAAGAAUUGAUUGUCUGGGUGAGAUCUUGGAUCGCUGAAAUUAUUGCGAGCGCUGUCGAAGUGAAACCUCAUUCAAUUCCCUCUUUCCACGUUCCUCCUCGUUUUCCUGACCCAUCUGUGCCUCCCCAGACCCACAGAGCGGCAGAGCGCCAACAACCGCCCCGCCCCCUGCAUGGCCCGGAAAGGAGGUACAGGGAGUCCUUCGGGGCCCUGUUCUUCGCUUCACCACCUGUAAAGCAUUGUUCCUCAUCUUGGGUCGGGAUUGGUUCCGUGGAGGAUCAUGGCGGUUGCUUGAUUCGCUCAACGUCGUUGAGCAGGUGGUCUCCGCGAUUUUAUAUUAGAUGAGCCGUUCUUUUUAGUAAUCAGUGCGCCCUCUCUGUCAUCAUCACUGAGCACUGUCCCCCCCCCCCCCCUCACUUCCUUCGUGCAGUAG